Messenger RNA from Sitophilus oryzae (rice weevil), 798 nucleotides. RefSeq lists its product as uncharacterized. NCBI's taxonomy places the organism in Eukaryota, Metazoa, Arthropoda, Insecta, Coleoptera, Curculionidae. Bases 152 to 781 code for a protein of 209 amino acids. The transcript is spliced from 3 exons. The record is from RefSeq and is a predicted model, not a curated record.
UAGUCAGUCAAUUUAACAGUUUACAGUAAGAUAGUACCUACUGAGUAAAGUACAAAACAGCUACAAGAGCUGUUUAAACAAACUGCUAGAUUUGCAUCUAUAUUAUUUUUGGGAAAUAGCUUAAAAAUUAUAAUAAAAACAUUUUUAAAGAAUGAAUUUGAAUCCACUAUGUGUUUUAAACAGACAUCUGACAUCAGAGAGCCACCCUCCGGCAAUUUACGACUUUAAGGAAAUUCAAGGUGAUACUCGGUUUUACUUGUGUUUUGUAGAAGCUGGGGGCCAAACUGCCCAUGGAAUAGGGCAGUCCAAGGAAGAGGCUAAAGAAGACGCCGUAAAGAAUAUUUUGCCUCUAUUCGAAAUCGAUCUGGAUACUAGCGAAGAGCUUCCUGACAUUGGUACAUUAUCCCUUGAAAAAGCAGACUCUUCGAUGUCUUUUAUGAACUAUAUAGGAAGACUAACUAGGCAAGCUUGUCGAAAUAAAUAUGAUUAUCCUAGAUAUAGCUAUAGAGACGAAAGAGACCACAACAGUCAGUUUGAAGUAAAAUGUUUCUUUAAUGGCCUGGUAUCGGUUGGAUAUGGAUAUUCGAAGAGAAGUGCCAAGAAACAGGCAGCCAGAAAAAUGUUAUCCAAGGUACAAGAGAAUGGAUUUAAAGCGCUUCAUUCAAGCUACCCUUUACUUGUGUCUUUACAUAAUGGGUGCGAGGGUCAUAAUAAUUCUAUUUCAAAUGCUGUUUCUGAAAAUAACAAUUUAAUUAAUACAAUAUCCAAUAAUAAAAACUAAUAAUCUAUUACAAGGAA